Molecule: messenger RNA, 1580 nt
Organism: Gavia stellata (red-throated loon)
Lineage: Eukaryota; Metazoa; Chordata; Aves; Gaviiformes; Gaviidae
Product: E3 ubiquitin-protein ligase TRIM7
Exons: 7
Coding region: 1-1410 (469 amino acids)
Molecular function (GO): protein binding; zinc ion binding
Source: RefSeq, a predicted model, not a curated record
AUGGCGCGGGCCGUGCUGGCGCUGGGCGAGGGCCUGCAGGCCGAGGCCACCUGCCCCGUCUGCCUGGAGCUCUUCUGCCAGCCCGUCAUCACCGAGUGCGGCCACAGCUUCUGCGGCCGCUGCAUGGCGGCCGUGCUGGGGGCCCCCCCGCGCCCCGCCGCCUGCCCCCAGUGCCGCGCCAGCGUGGCCCCCGGCUCGCUGCGGCCCAACCGCUCGCUGGGCGCCGUGGCGGGGCUGGCGGGGGCCCUGGGGGACGAGGCGUGCCGGCCCCGCUGCCCGGCCCACGGGGAGGCCCUGGGCCUCUUCUGCGAGGGCUGCCGCCGCCCGCUCUGCGCCCUGUGCCGAGAGGAGCCCCGGCACCGCGACCACCGCGCUCGCCCCGCCGAGGAGGCCGCUGAGCAGCUCCGGGAGACGCUCCAGAGCAACCUGGUGUUUCUACAAAAAGAGAAAGAAGAAUUUAAGCCCGAAGGAGAAAAGAAAAGCGAUGGCCUGCUGGGGAAGGUGGCCUCAGAGCGGCAGAGGCUGCGGGACACCUUCAAGCAGCUGCAGGAGUUCCUGCGGGAGCAGGAGGACGUCCUGCUGGCCCAGCUCGACAAGGCGCACGGGGAGCUCGCCAAGGAGCGCCACAAAUACGUCUCCAGCGUUUCGGAGAGGAAAUCGAUGCUGGACAAGCUGAUUGCGGAGAUAGAGAAGAAACGUGACCAGCCGGUGGUUGAGUUCCUUAUGGAUGUUGGCAAAACCCUGAGCAGAUGCGAGGCGGUGAAGGCCCCGAUCCCGGAGCCGGUUUCCCUGCAGCUGCAGACGACCGUUAAGAACCUCUCUGAGACGAGCCAGCUGGUUGUGGAUGCGGCGGCCAAAUUCAAAGUGAACCUGCUGAGCAAGAUAGACAGAGAAAGGGUGAAGGUGACGCUGGACCCAGAGACGGCAAGCCCGUACCUGAUCCUCUCGAAGGACUGCAAAACCGUGCGGCUGGGAGACGGACAGCAAAACCUCCCUGACAACCCCAAGAGAUUCACUGGCAGCCCCAGCGUCCUGGGCUCCCAGGGGUUCACAGCCGGGAGGCAUUACUGGGAGCUGGAGGUAGGGGACAGGGACAGCUGGGCUGUGGGGGUGGCCGUGGAGUCCGUGCGGAGGAAGGACUCGCUCAGCGUGGCCAUGGGGAAGAUCUGGGCCCUGCGGCUGGACUGGAAUCGCCAGUACACGGCGCUCCACAUGACCCCCGCCCCACUGGCACUGAUGGAAGAGCCCCAGCGGAUCAGGGUCCACCUGGACUACGAAGCGGGCCAAGUGACCUUCUACAAUGCGGAGAACAUGAUGGAGAUCUUGCAGUUCAAGGCCUCCUUCACCGAGAAGGUCUUCCCAUACUUUUGGCUCUGGUCACAAGAAACCUACAUCCAGCUGUGUGCCUGACGGGGGUCAGAUGCCUCCCUGUUUCCUGCCCUGUGCCCUUGGCUAGCUGAGCAGGCAAGAGGUGUGGAAAUGGUGCAGCAUCGUCUUGCAAACUCACUGCAGCUCUGCCUGGGCUGGAUCCCCUCUGCACAUUGCUGCAUCUCCUGCUGCCAAGUCCUUUAGAGCAUUAA